AUGGUACCACCAAAAAAGAGUGUUAAAAUGGACCUUAACUCGUUCCUGAACGAUGAGUCGUUCGGUGAAUCGUGGGCCGAGGACGAAGUCGAUUUGGAAAAGAUCAACAUCCCAAUCCAAGGAGCUAAACUGGGCGGCAGACCGGGAUUGGACUCUAUGGGUGGCCUCGGUGGUGGCCUCGGCGGAGGUAAGGGCUCACGCUUGGACCCUGCUUUGGCUCCAGAACGUUCCGAGAGAGUGCAGUACGACAUUCCAAACUACCCUCCAUACAGAGCUGUCAUCAACAACCUUCCCUGGGACGUUGCCGAGGAAGGAAUCAAAGCGUGGGUUGAAGAUGGUUUGAAUAGACCAGGUGCCGUGCAAGAUGUGGCUGCUCCAAGAGACUAUAAUGAGCCCUCCAGACUCAAGGGAUUUGCAUUCGUAACGUUGUGUGAUCGUGAAGCCCUUGAGGCAUCCCUUAGGUUCAAUGCCACCAAGUUGAACGAACGUACCGUCUACGUUUCUGUUGCUGCUCCUAACAAGGGAGGCUUCAGAGGCGGUGACAGAAUGGGCGGUGGUUUCGAUGACAUGGACUGGGGUGCCGCCAGAGGUUCGAACUUCCAAGGUUCUGAGAGAAGAGAAGAUCCAGAUUUGGACUGGGGCCAAGCUCGUGGUUCCGGCUUCCAAGCGUCUGCCGAUAGAAGACCAAGAAGAGAAGAUCCAGACUUGGACUGGGGUCAGGCCCGUGGCUCCGGCUUCCAAGCUUCUGCUGAAAGGAGACCAAGAACAGAAGAAGCGAACUUGGACUGGGGCUCCGCUAGGGGCUCUGGCUUCCAAGCUUCUGCCGAAAGAAAGCCAAGAAGAGAAGAGCCAGAUCUAGACUGGGGUUCCGCCAGGGGUUCCGGCUUCCAAGAAAGACCAGCCAGACUUGAAAGAAAACCCAGAGAUGAACCAGAAUUAGACUGGAAUUCUGCUAGGGGUGCCAAAUUCGGCCAGCCUCGUGCUAGCCCAAGAACCACUCAAACUAGAAACGCUAAGGCCUCUCCAGCUACUGCCACGCAGGAGACUCCUAAGAUUCAAAAAUCAUCUUAUGAUAUUCUGUCAGCGGAGGAUGACGACGAAGAAGCUGCUCCAUCGGACUCUACCCAGAAGGUGGCCGAAAAAAAAAGUGAAGUGGCCGAACUGGAACAAAAAACCGCCAAGCUGACUGUUAGCGAAGACGAGGGUCAAGAAUGGGAAACUGUGGGUAAGAAAUAA
Messenger RNA from Lachancea dasiensis, 1236 nucleotides. Lineage: Eukaryota; Fungi; Ascomycota; Saccharomycetes; Saccharomycetales; Saccharomycetaceae. The record is from the annotation of a GenBank genome assembly.